AUGGAAGAACAACCGCUAAGAUGUCAGCCUCGCCGUAUUACUUUUAUCACGUGUCGAGGCACAAUAUGCCAUUCUCACCUCUGUCAGAUCGAUCAAUCCCGAUCAGAAUCAAAGAGAUCAUACCAGACCUGCCUACCUACCAAGGUAGGUAAUUACAACAAGCUGUCCUGCAACAGACUCCACCAUGGACCCCUUCCCUCCAAGCGUCUCCUCUACCGCGCCUACAACGCCCCCAAGGACGACGACUUCUUCCUCGCCUGCCAUGGCGAUCCCGCCAUCGUUCUGCAUGCCGCCAAGAACCUCCCCAAGCCAGUCUCUCGGCAGACAAUCGAGGAGUACCGCGCGACGGCGCAGGGUGUGCUGCUGUUCGUGGUAAUCUGCAAGAUUCCGGACGAAAACAAGGCUCCCGUCGAGCCGGAACCGAUCGGUCUCCUAUCCCUCAGACAAGCCGCUGCGGACCAGGCCCAUCAUCGCAGUGCGAUGCUGGGCAUCGAGAUCAAGCGCGAGCACCACAGCCAGGGCUACGGCACCGAAGCCUCCGUCUGGGCCGUCGAGUGGGCCUUCAAGACGGCCAAUCUGCAUCGCGUCGAGCUGCAUGUGCUCGAGUGGAAUGCGCGCGCGCAGAGGGUCUACGAGAAGAUCGGAUUCCUGGUCGAGGGCCGGCUGAGGGAGGCCCUCUGGCUGAAUGGUCGGUGGUGGGAUGAGAUCGUUAUGGGGAUGUUGGACGGCGAAUGGGAGGAGUUGCGGGAGCGUCAUAUCGACGAAGCUCUAUUACUGUCUGUAUGA
Rasamsonia emersonii CBS 393.64 is the source of this 786-nucleotide messenger RNA. Its product is annotated as GNAT family acetyltransferase. The coding region runs from base 1 to 786 and encodes 261 amino acids. The record is from RefSeq and is a predicted model, not a curated record. Lineage: Eukaryota; Fungi; Ascomycota; Eurotiomycetes; Eurotiales; Trichocomaceae. The transcript is spliced from 2 exons. Gene Ontology annotation, molecular function: acyltransferase activity, transferring groups other than amino-acyl groups.